CAAGUCCAUCUCAAAUGCCCAUGUCUCUUGUUCUUUUCCUGGUGACUGAUAUUACAACACCAACAAAGAGUCACAAUAACUUGCAAAAUAAAUUUUUUCUUUGGGUGGGGGGCAUCCCAUGAAAUGAAUCAUAAGCUUAAAAAUAUAAAAUCUCCCAUUUUUUCAAGACUGUUCUUUUACCUUUUCCCGUGCAACCCAACAUUCCCCAUUCCUCUUAUGCAGUUCCAGAUUCUGAGGAUUCCCCAAAUGCAAUCCCAAAUCCUCACGGUUCAGUCUCCAUCUUGCUUCACCAAUUACCCUCUGUCCAAUUCAAUCGGGAAACCCCAGUUCCUCUUUUCGGCCUCUCGGUUCAAGAUCAAGCCCUAUCCCCCCCUCGCCCUCCGCUCUCGAAGCCGAUUCGGUUCUGCCCGGCCGGCCGCCGCCGCCGCCACCAAGACGACCGGUUUCGUCUCCGAUUCGCGCCAACCCAGUAUCGAGGAGUCGCCGAGCGAAUGGAACGUGCAAGUCGGGAGCCCCAAGAUCGUUCCUUCGUCGCCUGUUGCCAAGCUGAGCUUGAGCGAUCAGGCUUUCUUUCUCUUGGCCUUCAUCGCCUGCACUACUUCUGUUGCGUUCACGAGCCUUGUCGUCGCCGCUGUUCCGACAUUAUGUGCCAUGGGAAGAGCUGCAACAUCUCUUUCCAAACUGGCGGAUACAGCACGGGAGGAGCUACCAAGCACGAUGGCUGCUAUUAGGCUCUCAGGCAUGGAGAUCAGUGAUCUUACCCUGGAGCUGAGCGAUUUGAGCCAGGAGAUAGCUGAUGGAGUGAACAAAUCAGCUCAAGCUGUGCAGGCUGCAGAAGCUGGAAUUAGACAGAUCGGUUCCGUUGCUCGAGAACAGACCAUAUCAAUGAUUCAAGAGAGAGCUAGCCUGCCAAUUAUCUCGUUACAACCUGUUGUUGCAGGGGCUGCAGAGAAAACAUCUCGUGCUGUUGGUCAGGCAACAAAAACAUUCAUCAAUAUGAUUUCUCGAGGUGAGUUCAGCCCAGAGAAUGAGGAUGAGACUGGAAUUGAUAGGGUAGAACUAUAAGCUUCCUAAUUAUCCAUGAAGUGUAUAGAAAAUCAACAUCAGUAAAGAUGGUCUGUUUUGUCGGUUGAAGAUAUAGCAGGCUCCAUAGAAUGUCUCUCCUGUCAUGCUCAGUGGGAAUAAUGUCAAGUGCAGAUUGUUUUCUUCAACCUUAUUUUGUCCAUUGCUCUGAAGAUGAAGGUGAUAGCUCAAUUCACUGCUUACAUAUUCAUGACGGUAGUAGCCGGAGUUAUUCCUGGUUGCCAUUCUUUUGAUACUCAAGUAUGCAUAGAAAACUAUCCUUUGGCUUUA
This is a messenger RNA of Eucalyptus grandis, 1353 nucleotides long. RefSeq lists its product as uncharacterized. The transcript has 5 exons. Bases 124 to 1065 code for a protein of 313 amino acids. The record is from RefSeq and is a predicted model, not a curated record. Lineage: Eukaryota; Viridiplantae; Streptophyta; Magnoliopsida; Myrtales; Myrtaceae.